Ctenopharyngodon idella (grass carp) is the source of this 1902-nucleotide messenger RNA. RefSeq names its product 2'-deoxynucleoside 5'-phosphate N-hydrolase 1 (gene dnph1). Gene Ontology annotation, biological process: deoxyribonucleoside monophosphate catabolic process. The record is from RefSeq and is a predicted model, not a curated record. The transcript is spliced from 4 exons. Gene Ontology annotation, cellular component: nucleus. Gene Ontology annotation, molecular function: 5-hydroxymethyl-dUMP N-hydrolase activity. Lineage: Eukaryota; Metazoa; Chordata; Actinopteri; Cypriniformes; Xenocyprididae. Bases 127 to 564 code for a protein of 145 amino acids.
UCUCCGUGUGUGUUCGAGCGGGAAAUUAACGACCUGAACUUCCCGUGAAAGCUGUAAAGAGCUGCGAGCUGGUAUCGAGAAAAUCACACUUCUAUUAUUGUCGACGGACGAGGAUAUUUGAAAAGUAUGAACAUAUACUUUUGUGGAAGCAUCCGAGGAGGGAGACAGGACGUGAAUAUUUACCAGAGAAUAGUGAAGAAAUUACAGCAGUAUGGCAAGGUUUUAACAGAGCAUGUCAGCUAUGACAGUCUGUCUGAAAAGGGUGAAGAUGCAGUUUUGGAUGGAGAUAAAGCGAUUCAUGAUCGAGAUCUGGAGUGGCUGGUGAUGUCUGAUGUGAUAGUAGCUGAGGUGACACAGCCGUCAUUAGGAGUUGGUUAUGAACUUGGCCGAGCUGUGGCAAUGAACAAGAGGAUUCUCUGUCUCUUCAGACCUUCUUCUGGAAAAGUGCUGUCUGCCAUGAUCAGAGGAGCAUCAACAAACUCCCUUUUCCAUGUACAGGACUACACAGAGGAUGAAGUCGAGAGUUUCUUGGAGAAAUAUUUUGAUAGUAUCACCAAGAAGUGAUGAGUGACAACUAUAUGCUGCUCCUCUCAUUUUAGAAAUUCAGUAGGACAAUCUUCCUUUGGUGGCCAUAAGCAUUUUACUUCACAUUUGCAGUAAAAAUGUAAAUUAAGCAGUGUAUUAAGUACAUAUGAAUAAAUCUGUUACUUGGGGUCAUAUAAAUAAAUGGCAGUACAUAAAUAUCAAACACUUGGGGGUCUCCAGAAACAGGGUUGAGAAACACAGCUCUAGGGUAUCAUUGUUUGGUGCAACAUUAAGGUUUGUCCUCCGAAAUAACUGAGAUAACCAGACAGAUUAAUUAGAAGGUGAUUUCCACUUACUUUUGGUCAUAUCCUGUAAUGCAUUUACCAGUUUUGCAGAUGUUUUGAAUUGUCCACCAGGGGUCACUUGUUGUCUUUUUUAGGACAUUAGAAAAGAAGAUGAAUAAAUUAAUCAUUUUUCAGGCCUAACCCUUAAAAAGUCUUAAGUCGCCCUUACACAAAUGAAGGCCUUAAAAAGGUCUUGAAUCAAAGCAGAAAGUCUUAAAGUUCUGGCAUUAAAUGUUGCAUGCAUUGCAAAAAAAAGUGUAUAUCUUCCUCAAUAUUUUUGUCCUGUUUUUCAGUACAAAUAUAGAAACAUCUUUGAUACAUUUACUUAGUAUGCAAAUGUAAAAUAAAGUCUUGAAAAACAAAAUGAAGUGAGUUUAUGCUUAAAACAAGAAUAAAUAUCUGUCUAAGAGUUUCCCUUUGAAUUAAGUUGGCAGAUAUUUGUUUAAGUAAAACUAGUUUUGAUCAAUUUCACAGAGAACAAUACAUAAUAUUUUGUCAUUCUGUAUCUCCAGUAUAAUGCAUUUUGAUUUAACAAUCUUUUUAGACAAUUGCGCUGGAAAACAGACAAAAAUACAGAGGAAGAACAUGACAUUUUUGCAGUGUGUUCAGAAGAUACAGUAAAAGUUAUGUCCAUAUUCAAGUGGUUGAGAGCAAGCUCCUUUUUUUGUAAAAUGAAUUAAAAAGUAAUGAAUAUCUGUUGGAAGUUGAAUUUUCAAACUUUGUUGCUAAUACAACUUGUUUCUAAUUAUAACCUAAUUAUUAACUAUAAUGACUAUUAUUAAAAUAAUAGCAAUUUUUAGCAUAGAUAUAAAUAAGAUAAUUGCAUAGAUAAUUUAUUCAUCGCUCCUGGUAUUUAAAGACAUUUUUGUAGUUGAUGAACUUGAGUCUGAAUGAUUUAGACAAUGGGUUCAACUAUUACACAGUUAAAAACUUUAAUACACACAGUUCUGUAUAAAAAUGCACAUUACAAUAAAAAAACAAAUAUACAUUUCACCAAUAAAUUACAUAAAUAAAUAAUAUUUGCUCUUAAGAA